AUGCGGCGCAUCGUUGAACCGCUGCAACUGAUGGGAGCCCAGGUUAUGGGACGCCGGAACGGGUCGCUGGCCCCACUGGUGAUCCAGGGCGGCUCUCUUUACGGAAUUGAGUAUGAACUGCCCGUGGCCAGCGCCCAGGUCAAGUCAUGCAUCAUGCUGGCCGGCCUGUCCGCCGCUGGUGAUACGGUGAUCCACCAGCCGGCCCUUUCGCGCGACCACACUGAGCGGAUGGUGUCGGCGAUGGGCGCAAUCGUAGAGGAGAAUGGACUGGACCUACACGUCAAGCCUGCGUCCCUGCAGUCGGUGGACAUCGCGGUGCCAGGCGACAUCAGCUCUGCUGCCUUCUGGAUCGUGGCCGGCCUGUGCCAUCCUGAUUCCCGGGUGCUGGUACAGGGAGUGGGCCUGAACCCCAGCCGUACCGGGUUAAUCGACGCGCUGCAAGCCAUGGGGGCUGGGAACAGCCUGAAGCUGGUAAACGAGCGGACGGAGGGGGGCGAGCCGGUUGCCGACCUGCUGGUCACCCACGGAGACUUGCACGGCACGGAAAUCGGCGGUGACAUUAUUCCCCGCCUUCUCGACGAGAUACCUAUCCUGGCAGUGGCCGCCUGCUUUGCCAGCGGGGAAACAGUCAUCCGGGACGCGGCGGAACUGCGAGUGAAGGAGUCGGACCGCAUAGCCACGACCGUCGAGGAACUCUCGCGCCUGGGAGCGGACAUCAAGGCGAGAGAGGAUGGUAUGGUUAUACGCGGCACCGGAAAGCUGACAGGAGCGGCCUGCCAGUCACACGGAGACCACCGACUUGCGAUGUCGUUGGCGGUCUGCGGUCUGCUGUCGGAUGGAGACGUCGAAGUUCACGGCGCCGCGGACGCCGCGGUUUCCUACCCCAGUUUCUGGGAGGACCUGGACCUCCUCGCCCCAGGACACGCAAGGGGUUAG
Geodia barretti is the source of this 936-nucleotide messenger RNA. NCBI's taxonomy places the organism in Eukaryota, Metazoa, Porifera, Demospongiae, Tetractinellida, Geodiidae. The record is from the annotation of a GenBank genome assembly.